AUGUCCCACCAACAAAGCCCUUCGUCUUUCAUGGACCUGUUGGUUCUCUUUAUUGCAAUUGUUUUAGCUGUGGCCAUAGGUUUAUUGGCUCAUAAAACCAAACCGAUUGAAACGACCACAGCGCCAGCCACCGCCUCUCAAAUGGUAUUUGAAGAUGAGAUCGCUGCCAAGAUCUCCAGAUGGAAUUGUAUGCAAGAUGUGCCGAAGCACUUGUGGGACAAAUGGACUCCAGAUCCAACUCGCUUCCAAGGCGUCAACGAGUUCCUGUUCAAGACCGGAACCAACGGAACGGAACUCGAGGAGAUCCUCUACUUCCAUCGUCUGAAGAUGGACAGAAGAGGAGUCUCGUGGAUUCCAUACAACUCGCAUGCCUUCAACCAAUUUAUGGUGGGUGCUGGCGGAAAGCGAGUCAAGUUCCAGGGAAGUUCGAGAAUUGAGAAUGGAGAAUUCCACUACCACUUCCAGUUCGAGCACGCGAAAAAAGGAAUGCUGGGAUUGAAACUUGUUUACUUUAUUCCUCAUGAAUAUUUGAUUUAA
Messenger RNA from Caenorhabditis remanei, 537 nucleotides. RefSeq lists its product as uncharacterized. The transcript has 2 exons. NCBI's taxonomy places the organism in Eukaryota, Metazoa, Nematoda, Chromadorea, Rhabditida, Rhabditidae. The record is from RefSeq and is a predicted model, not a curated record. Bases 1 to 537 code for a protein of 178 amino acids.